This is a messenger RNA of Anthonomus grandis grandis, 8399 nucleotides long. Its product is annotated as protein sickie-like. The transcript has 27 exons. Lineage: Eukaryota; Metazoa; Arthropoda; Insecta; Coleoptera; Curculionidae. Gene Ontology annotation, biological process: nervous system development; neurogenesis. Bases 313 to 5724 code for a protein of 1803 amino acids. The record is from RefSeq and is a predicted model, not a curated record. Gene Ontology annotation, molecular function: ATP hydrolysis activity; protein binding; ATP binding.
GACCGGGAAUUAGGCGUCGCGACGCCGCCCCCACGACGCCCGAUAACGCUCGACGACGCGUCGUUCGCCCCGUGUGCACCAGGAAGUGUCCAAGACGAACAUCUGGCGCACUACCUGAUCGUGCUGGUGGGAAGUUACUUCGCGUUUUAGUGCUUUUUUUUGUUUAAUGUGUUUAACCAGUCCAGGAAUAUUAUACAUGCACCAUAUAACUGCAUCUAUAGGGUGUGUCUAUAAUGGAUAACCGGGAGAAUGUGAUUUUCUAUAGUGACUUUAGGACAAAACGGCGUUAAAAGCGUUUAGUGUGGCCGCACCAUGUUUCCCGGGUGUAUAAGAGCCCCGAGGAGUAUACAGGGCUCCACCGACGACAUUACCAAGCAAACAAAGUCAAUUGUGCAGAUUUAUACCGAUUGGGCGAACCACUACUUGGAGAAGGGUAAAAGUAAAAAAAGGGUCAGUUCUUUGGCCACGGAUUGCAGCGACGGGGUUUUAUUAGCGGAAGUUAUCGAGUCAGUCACCUCCCAAAAGAUCGCCGAUAUCAACAGAAAGCCAAAGUCACCCUCACAAAUGUUGGAUAACAUCAACUUGUGCCUGUCCACCCUCCACUCGCAACACGUCCAAGGGAUCGAGGGCAUCGCCGCCCAAGAAUUGCGAGAUGGCAAACUGAAGGCCAUUCUGGCGCUCUUCUUCGCCCUCUCGCGCCACAAACAGGCAACAAAAGCCCGCCAACAGCAAGACAUGACGCCCAACAGAUCGUCGGCGAUUCCUCAUAAGGGCGGUACCGCAACCAGUGCCAUACCGUUGCCGGGCAGUGCGCUGCCGGCCCGACGAUGUCCCCCGGACAAGGUACGACCGGUCGCGGGCUCCUCCAGGGCUCCCAGCCCCGCCCUCAGUAUGAUCCCCCGGGGGCCGCCCGCCGCCCCUCCUCAGAUCUCCAGCCCCUAUCAGACACCGACGGCCGCCCCUAAGAAUUCUACCGUCACUCAGAACGGUUCCAUGUUGGAUAAAUUGAAAUUGUUCAAGAAUAAUGAGAAGACUAGUGCUAAUACAAAUGGCAAGAGGACAAGCUCAUCCAGUGGGGUGUCGUCGGCUAAAAGUGAAAGAAGUGACAGCAGUGCCUCCCUGGAUGCCAACCCCGAACACAAACCAGCCAAAAACAUAUCCAGAAUUAAACAGACUUCAAAACCGACCAAUAAUACCCCUAGUAUUAAGACCCAGAUUCAAAAGAAUAGUCCAAGUCCAGCCAAAAAGGUCCAAAAUGGGGGCCCCAAAAUGGCCACGGAGGUAGAAAAACAUGCCAACAAAGUGGCCCAGUUAUCAGCGGGUAGCAAACUGGCCGAGCCGAAAGUCAGAGUGUCAGCCCUCAAUAAGGAUGUGAAGUCAUCGGGUGUUCAAAGUGGAAAUGGCACUGGAAUACCCAAACCCACCCUGGCGGUCAAAGGUACCACAAAGUCUUCCUCUUCUAACAUUCCCCUGCACCCAGCAUCGAAACCGCCGACCAUAUCACGUGAACCGUCACAACAUUCCUUGUCCAAUCACAAACCGGCUGUGGCCAUGGUAUCACCGAUGAAGUGCGAGAAGGACACCAGUACUACUAAUGUGACAAAAGAGCAGCCGCUGUCAGAGAGCAGCGCCUCUACCGGCCCCUACAGUAACUCCAGCGACAGUUCCUCGGUGAUUUACCGGCCGUCAAGCGAGAGCAGCUGUUCCGAGAACGUCCAUAAUCCGAUUCCCAAUAGGCAAGAACCAUUGACUUUUCUAUCGGAACCUCCGCACAUCCCCCACCCGCCCCUAGAGCCGUUGAAAGAAGCCCCCCAGGAGGCCGAGAGUCCGAUAAAGUCCAAAGUGAUGACGUCACCGACGACCCAACCGAGACUCACCACCACCAUCCCCAACCAUAUCAGACAAACCAUCAAGUCGAAAGUGGGCGAGGGAAACGUGUUAGAAAAGGACAAGAAUAUUGUCAGCAUGAAACAUAUUAGGGAGCAGAGUUACGUGGCGAAACAGCAGCAGCAGCAGCAGCACCAUCUGGACGAUUUUCCGGAUAAUAUGGCGAGUUUCGCGAUGGACGUGAAGAUUAACGGGGCGGUCAAAGAGGGCGGCGGUGAAAAUUUAAGUAUAGAACCGAUGCGGCCGUUGCUACGGGGUUAUUGCAGCACUUUAACGUUACCCGGGCGGCAAAGGGGCGGCUACAAUAGGGCGACCGACGGGGAUUAUUGCGAGAUCUCGUUGGCCAACGGAUAUUUAUCGGAAAGCGAGAUCCUACGCGGGUCAAACCCCAUGGACAUACCGGACGGUUACUUAUCGGAGGGCGGAUCGGUUUUGUACUCCCGUAGGUUACAAAAUAUACCCCAAAACAACGGGUCCGGCCUCACCGUGUUAACGGAACAGUCGUCCCGAAGGGGCGGGACGUCCAGGGACUCGCCGCCGCCGCCGCCCCCUCCCGCCCCCCGCGGCUCGUCAAAGUCGCAACGUAACUGCGGUACCGCCACCUCAAACUCAACCGCCGAGUCCUCGAAACAUUCGUCGUCAUCCUCAUCGUCGAACGGGCACCACCACUGGAAGCGGUACGGCGACUCGCCGGGGGUGGGAAGUCCGCCCCCGCCCGCCCCCGGCAGUCCCACCUCCAACCGGCGGGAGCGGCGCGGCAGCCCGCACGGUAAAGAAAAGGGCGGCGGGGGCGGUAGUAAGGGGGUGCGGGGCGUUCCGCAGAGUUUCGGAUAUGUGAAGAGAAACGGGAGCGGUAACGGUGGUAGCGGGGCGGCCAAUGGUGCGGGACAAGGUAUUCAAAAUCACAAUGGAAAAACCGCGUCCGUAUCAGCGGUCCCACGCACCAAAGUCAAAGUUUCCGGAGGUACCCAAACGUGUUCAAGCGAUUUACAACAAUCAAACAAACCUUCUCCGCCCCAAUUUAAGUCGUACUCGUUGACCGGCAACACCGCCAAUCAACUGUCGCAGUCGGUAAGGGAGCGUCUCAUGAUGGGUUCGCAGAGUUUGCCGAAAGGGGGCGUCCAUCAGGAGUACGGUCUCGUGAUGAGACAGAUGCGACCGAAAGCGAGCGAUGGAUCGUUGAGCGAUACCCAGGCCAUCGAGAAUUGUAGUCCUUAUGCCCCUUGGUUACGUCACAGUAAUACUUACUCGGUGGCGCCCCGACUGUCCGAAACCGAUAGCAUGGAGAGCCUUACCAGUCUUCCAGGUCACAGAAGUAGCCUUACACACGCGCGCCUUCUUAGGGAUUCGCCCUCGCGGCUCAGUCGCAGCAAUAGCAUAAGCUAUCUUCGAGACCGGACAUUUCCCAGAUCAACCAAAUCCGAGAAACUGUAUCCCUCCAUGUUGCAUAGGAACACGGAACCGGAAACGGAACCGUACUACUGUCUCCCUAUUGGGAGUUUAUCGCAUUGGUCACAGCCCACUAGUCCCGCUCCCGGUAAUGCCAGGACGUUCCCUCUCAGUCCCACGCAUGGCGGCACGCCCAGGCACAGUAUACCGAAAAAUGACGAACUUCAUGGUUCGUCGAUCAGCUUGGUGUCGACCGCAUCCAGUUUAUACUCGUCAGCGGAGGAGAAACAGGCUCACGAAAUCCGGAAACUACGGAGGGAACUGAGCGAGGCCCAGGAGAAAGUGCAUACGUUGACGUCGCAGCUCAGUACGAACGCCCACGUGGUUUCCGCCUUCGAGCAAAGCCUUACCUCGAUGACCCAGCGGUUGCAGCAUCUCACCUCGACCUCAGAGAAAAAGGACAGCGAACUCCAAGAGCUCCGACAAGCGAUGGAGUCCCUGCGGGCGCAAUCGAUCCAGGCGGGAAUCGGAUCGGGUCUAGCGCGUCAACCGAGUUCCGAUAGCGUAUCAAGUCUCUCGUCCGCCUGCUCCCUGGACAAACAAGAGAAGAAAAAGAAGAAGGGCUGGCUACGGAGCAGUUUCACCAAAGCGUUCAGCCGAAACGCCAAAGUGACCAAAGUCCAGUCGAGUCAUAGCGAGGGUGAGAACGAGCGACAACACAGUCCCCCGCCUCCCGCCCCGAUCGAUCAGGGCCAAGAGGUGGUGGAGCUACAGAAGCAAUUGAGAGAGAAGGAUAUGGUGUUGACGGAUAUCCGAUUGGAGGCGCUCAGUUCCGCUCAUCAAUUAGAGAGUUUGAAGGACACCGUGAUGAAAAUGCGCAGCGAGAUGCUCAGUUUGAAGCAGAACAACGAGAGGUUGCAAAGGAUGGUGAGCGGCACGGGGAGUAUUCCCUGCGGGGAGCUUACGACCGAGGCCAGAUCGAAUUCGUCUUUGGACGCUCUCAGUGAUCUCAUUCCGACCGAUGAGCCGACGACCGAGGUGGAAAACGAUGGGAAACGAGUCGCUAUUUCGGUGUAUUUGGGGCAACCGCAGGGGUUCGAUAGGUACUAUCUUGAAAACUACGGUUAUGACGGUAAAGGAUCCUCCCAAAACAAUUCCGCUGAAAUAGCGAUAGCGUACACGAACAUCGGAGCGUCCACCGGUUGGGGCCAAUUAGACAACAGCGUACGAAGGGCGUUUAAGCAAUACGUUGCCAGAUUGGAUCCCGGGGGUGGUUUAGGGUUGGGCAGCGACUCGAUAGCCAGUUAUAAGUUGGGUGAGGCGGAAAGGAAACCGGAUACUGGCCCGCCGGACCUUUUGCCGGUCGGUUAUGCCGUGGGGAGAGUUACGGCAGUACAUGUGGUUCUUCAGCCAGUGGCGGCGUUGGCGUUUGAAGCGUUGAUUCCUAAAGGGGUGGCGCAAAGGUUGGUGUCCUUAUUGUCGGAGCACCGGCGGUUGGUGUUAUGUGGUGCUCCUGGAACUGGUAAAACCCAUUUGGCAACGCGGCUCGCAGAGUUCCACGCGCAGAGUUUAGGGAGGGAUCCGCAGGAGGCCGUGGCCACUUUCAAUGUGGACAACAAAUCGGCCAAAGAAUUACGCCAGUACCUGCAGCACCUGUCCGAGCAAGCGGCCUCCGGGGACAACAGCGUCCUGCCGUGCGUAGUCGUCCUGGACAAUUUACACAAGGCGGGCCCCCUAGCGGACGCAUUAGGCAGCUUACCCAGAAACUUACCCUGCUUACUGGGAACGAUGGCGCAGAGCGCCUGUUCCGCCACCAGUUUACAACUGCAACACGGAUUUCGGUGGGUAUUGGUGGCCCCCCAUAUGGAACCGGCCAGGGGCCUGUUGGGGCGCGUGCUCCGAAGACGUUUGGCCGCCCUGGAACUGGAACAGGGACCGCAGCCGGAAUUGGCCGCCAUUUUAGGAUGGUUGCCGAGGGUGUGGCAGCAUUUAAACGCCUUCUUGGAGACGCAUAGUAGUGGGGAUGUGGCCAUUGGACCCAGAUUGUUCCUCAGUUGUCCGUUGGAACUAGACGCAGCGCGUGCUUGGUUCGCCGACGUAUGGAACUACUCCCUGGCCCCGUACCUUCGAGAGGCGGCCCGCGAAGGUUUACAACUGUACGGGCGUAGGGCCUCCUGGAACGACCCGGCACAAUUUAUCCUGGACAGUUACCCUUGGCCGGGAGCACCUCCUCAAGGAUUAACCACCAUCACCGCGAAAGACGUGGGACUGGAAAACAACCCGAACGCUCAAGCGGAAAGUGACGGAGAUCCGCUCUUAAAUAUGCUGAUGCGGCUUCAAGAAGCCGCGAAUUAUUCGAGUCCACACUCGAACGACUCGGACUGUAACAGUUUAGACUCGAAUAUGACGCACGGGAGCAGUAACGUGGGCACGGAGAGUGUCUCGUAGCAUAUGCGGGACAGGGAAAGUUUUACGCUUGAUUAGGAGAUUGAAGCCUUAGGUGCUCGGUUUUUGUAAGAAAUGGGGGAUAAAUUGUAACGGAAUCCUGGAUUAAUGCAUUGUUUACGCAAGGUACUACUUAAUGGUCAUUAAAAAUUGUUCUCAAGUAACUUGGAUCAUAAUUCCACUUCUAGUGCUCAGAUCAACUUUAUGACUAUUUUAAAAGUUUCUUUGGAAUGUUCUUAAGCUACUACCGAAAAAAUCACGAAAAUUCAUGAAUGGGAAUAAUUUUUAUACAAAUUUUUGUAAAUCAUGUCCAAGAGGAAAAACAGUCUCAGGUAACAUGGAUCAUAACUUCACUUCUAGCGCCCAGCACGUCUUGAUUUUUACUUUAAAAUUCUCUUUGGAAUGCUCUUAAACUUAAUUAAAAAAAUCACGAAAAUCCAUGCGUUAGAAUAAAAUGUAUCCACGUUUUUUUAAAUCACGUCACUUUUGGUGCUCAGAUCAGAUGUUGAAGCCUCCUCCAAACAGUUCAGGCAUAUUAACAAAUUUGAUAUCACGGUUCUAGAAGCAAUAUUUCAAUUGUUUUCAAGCAUCUGAAGCUAUCUGCGUGAAAAAUAAUUUCGAUAUUAGAUCAGACAAAAAAAAAUUUUUUUUUUUUAAAACACAGUAGGUACUUCAACUGCCUCAAAUAAUGUACUAUUUAAAAUCAGUCUAAAUGUUUAGUGAGUCUUUGUUGUCAUUAAGUGACUCCCUCCCGUUUAUAUCUUCUUACUAACAAUAGAGUUAUAGUAUUUACAAUAGAGUAGUUAAGAAAGCUCAGGUCUUUAUUUGGUUAUAACGAACUGUCGAGUUUACGCAUUAAAGGCUCAAAUAUUAAGGGAUUUCUAACAAGGUUUCUCUUAAUCUCAAAAUGAGAUCUUUAGAGUAAAAGUUUUGUAAAUGGGUCAUGUAACUAACAUCCUAUUCUUGUAAGGGACAAAAAAUUCAUUGCUGCAAGAAUCUUUACUGUGUGCCAACGUCCCUUGAGUUUAAAAAAAGUUCUAUUUUCUCGACAAUCCUAUUGUGUUUGACUUAUUUUUGAAAUAUCUUGUUUAUUAUGUGGUUUAGGCAAAAAAGUAUAGAAGCUUUUUUGUCGGUCAUUAAAAUCUACAUCUUUUUUGUCUUUACUGAAUUUUUAUUAUUUCUAAUGAUCAGGGGCGUUUUUUUUUGAAAAUUCCCUCAGGAUCAGUGGGUUUUAAAACCGCAUUUCUCGGUAAAAACCGACAAUUUGUGGUCAACAUGAAUAUUAUAAUUAAUUUACAUUAAAAGGGAUUGUUUUAAAUGGUAGCAGUUUUUGAUUCAUGCUUCUAUUUUUAAAUAAUGAAAAUGUGUUCAAUAACUUUGAAAAUAGUCUAAGUGUAAAAAGGAAAUUUUAAUUUUUUUCAAAAUCUAUUGAUUUGUUCGGAAUUUUUGUUCUAAUCAAAAAUGUACUCUGUGGGUGGGUGUAUAAAGUGAUUUUCUUUAAUUCUUGUAUCUUUUUCUAAUAGUAAAAAAGUUAUCAAGAAUUUUGAUAAACAACUAAAUGCACCAUUUCCUAAUAAAACCUAACAAUUUUUCAAAAUCCUUAUCUUUGUUCCGAAUGUUUAAAUAAUUUAACUCACCCAGGAAACAUCCUGUAUACAUUCCAAUUUAUUGUAACCAGUUUUACCGUCUAAUAUCGGCCUAAAUUUUAACAUAAAAGCCAUUAAAGGCACACAUUUAUCGUUUAUAUAUUUUUAUUUAUUCAGAGCAUUAGAAAAGCUAAUACACAUAACGUAUUACUUUUAUGUGUUACGCGAACAUUUAUUUGAUUAUUGUAUUCAUCCAGGAUUUUCGCAUGAAAGUUUUUAUAUGCGCUGCAGUCAGUGUGAACACAGAUUUCAAACGUUCCCUUAUGGAUCAUUAAGACUUCCACCCUUAAUCAAGGAAAAAAAUCCUUUUUUCACGGUCAAUUCACAUCGAACGACCUAAAAAAACCGAUAAACAAAAACACAAUCGUUUCACGUAGAUUUAAGUACCACCCGACUAUAACCAAGUGCUUCACUUUUAUACCUUUGCGGUUUCGUUUUUUAAGACGCAGUACGAAAAUGAAUUAUGAGAAAUAUUACUGCACACCAGGGAUUUCAUUAAUUGUUCCUGAGGAAGUCAUUGAGCGAAAACACUUAUAAAGACAAUUAAUGGACCACCCUACUAUAUUGUGCUGUUUGUUUGUUGUAUAACUUAUCAAGUAAAGAAUGAAUGUUGCUGUAUAAACAAGCGGUAUUUAAAAAACUACCGUAUAUAAUGUACCUAUAACAAAAUAAUAAAAAAAACUAUAUUUUGAGACAAGUGUAUUUGUGUAACAGCUUUUUAUACGCGCCCUUUUUGUGCAAUUAUUCUAACCUAAGAUAUUGUUAAGGUUUUGUCUCUCUCUUGGGUAGAACAAUAUUUGCCUUGUUAGACAAGGAUAAGAACUGUACGCUACGCAGUUUUCGUUUUUUUUUUUUAAUUAUUUGUCUGUGUUUAUGAGUAUUUCUGGUCAAAAUAACCCGAUAAGUAUUUAAUGUAAAUAAUUUAAUUUAAAAAGAAAUAUCCCUUGUUUAUAACGUUUAUUUGUACCGCGAUAAUAUAGUAAUUUUAUACAAAUUGUAAUAUAAAAACUACCAAUAAAUUAUUUAUCUUGA